GCAUGACGGGAAGCCGGGAGGUUCUGGAGCUGAGCGCCGAGAUGGACCCAGUGGUGUUUGAGGAUGUGGCUGUGAACUUCACCCCGGAAGAGUGGGCUUUGCUGGAUCAUGGUCAGAGGCGGCUCUACAGGGAUGUGAUGCUGGAGACCUGCAGGAACCUGGCCUCCCUGGUUAGUACAAGUCAGGAUAAAAGGAGUGCAUCAAGGACUCAGCAGAAUGUUUUGCAGAAUGAGCUCCCCAGUGAAGGCAAGACCGUCUUACUUGCAAGAAAUGAUUCGUGCUCUGUUUUUGGAGCAAACUGGAAAUUUCCUAACAGUGGAGAUCAGACCCAAACCGAGGAAAGGCGUUUGAGAAGUCGUUUGGUGAAGCGGGUCUGUGAAAGCAGCAAAGAUAAUCGAAGUGGAGAAACCAGAAGGCAGAUGACAAGUCUUACCGUGCGUGCGGAUCGUCCUUCUAGAGACAAGUCCUGUCAGUGCGCCAAGAGUAGAGAAGCCUUCACAGAUGGUUCUUUCCCUGAGAAUCCACAAAGAUCCCACCCUGGACACAAACCUCGUCUUUGUGAGGAAUGUGGGCCGGCCUGCAGCUGUGUCUCAAGCCCCAGCCCUCACGUGGACAGAGGCCUUGUAGAGAAACCUUAUGAACCUCAGGACACUGGGGGAGCUUCGAAGAGAGACUUGAAGAGUCACGGUAGUAAAAAAUCUUUGGAGUGCAAGAAAUGUGGAAAAACUUUCACUUGCAUGUCAUCCUUACGGGGUCACGUGAAGGAUCACUGUGGACAGAGAGUCCAUGCAUGUGACGUGUGUGGGAAGGCCUUUAUGUAUCAGUCUUACCUUACACGUCACAUGAGAACUCACAGAGGGGAGAGACCCUAUGAAUGUGUGAAGUGUGGAGAAGCCUUUGGGUCUGCUUCAAGUCUGCAAAGACAUGUGAGGACACACACUCUGGAAAAACCCUGUAAAUGUCAGCAAUGUGGGAAAGCCUUCCCUGGUGACUACUCCCUUGAAGCACACAUGAGAAGACACGAAGAGGACAGAACCUUAGAAUGUAAGGAGUGUGGGCAAAGUUUCAGGAAGCAUCUCCCUUUUGAACGUCACAUGACCACUCACAAUGUCAUGAAACCCUAUGAGUGUAAGGAAUGUGGCAGACUCUUCAGAUAUCAUACAGCCCUUGGAGACCAUAUGAGGACACAUACUGGGGAUAGACCCUACAAAUGUACGGAGUGUGGGAAAACUUUCCAGAAGUGUGAACAUUUUAAUCGUAACAUGGCCACCCACAAUACCGUGAAACCCUAUGAAUGUAACCAGUGUGGCAGAUCCUGCCGGGAUCACACAAACCUGCGCAUCCAUAUGAGGACGCACACUGGGGAAAGACCCUAUGAAUGUCAGCAGUGUGGGAAGACCUUCAGAUAUCUUGGAAAUCUGCGGGAACAUACGACAACACACACGGGGGAGAGACUGUAUGAAUGUCAGCAGUGUGGGAAGACCUUCAGGUAUAACUCAUGCCUGAGAGAACACAUGUGGAAGCACACUGGAGAGAGACCCUAUAAGUGUCAGCACUGUGGAAAAGCCUUCAUUCGUCACCACACCCUUGCACUACAUACUGUGAGAAGGCACACCGAGGGUGGACACUUGGAAUGUAAGGUGUGUGGUGAAACUUUCAGAAAGCAUCAACCUUUCGAACGUCACAUGGCCACACACGGUAUCCUGAAACCCUAUGAAUGUAAGGAGUGUGGAAGAGACUUCAGGUGGCACAGAGACCUACAGGUACAUACAAGGGUACACACUGGGGAAAGACCCUUCAUAUGUGAGCUGUGUGGAAAAACCUUUAAGUCUCUCGCAAACCUUCGAGGACAUAAAAGGACACACACUGGUGAAAGGCCCUGCAAGUGUCAGCAGUGUGGGAAAACCUUCUCGACUCAUGGGAACCUGCAGGUACAUAUGAGGACACACACUGGGGAAAGACCCUGUAAAUGUGAGCAGUGUGGGAAGGCUUUCCUAAGUCCUGGAAACCUGCGAGCUCAUAUGAGGACACACAGUGGAGAAAGACCAUGUAAAUGUGAGCAGUGUGGGAAAGCCUUCACCACUCCUGGAAACCUACGAGCUCAUAUGAGGACACACAGUGGGGAAAGACCCUGUAAAUGCCAGCAGUGUGGGAAAGCCUUCACCCGUGCUGCAUCCUUGCGGGUACAUAUGAGGACACACAGUGGGGAAAGACCCUGUAAAUGCCAGCAGUGUGGGAAAGCCUUCACCCGUGCUGCAUCCUUGCGGGUACAUAUGAGGACACACACUAGGGAGAGACUUUAUGAAUGUCACCACUGUGGCAAAGCCUUCAGGAGUCCAUCGCACCUGGAAGCACACACGCGGACACACACUGGGGAGAGACCUUUUAAGUGUACAGAGUGUGGGAAAGCUUUCAGUCAGCCUCAGUGUUUUCAAGAUCAUUUGAAAAUGCACAACACAAUUAAACCCUGCGAAUGCAAUGAAUGUGGGAAAACAUACAAGUUUCCCUCAUCCCUUCAAGGGCAUAUGAAGAAACACAGUGGAGCGAGAACUUCACCUGUCACUACUCCCUUCAGGAACACGUGAGGAAUCACAGUGGACGGUAACCUUUUGUGAAUCUAAGGACUCUGGUAAGACCUUCUAGUAUUGUAAAGAACUGCAAGUAUAUGUGAUGACACUCACUAGACGAGAAUUGUGUGAAUGUCCACACUGUGGGAAAGCCUUCAGGUGUCCCUCUAAUCUUCGGGGAUCCUUGUGAGAACACAGUGAUGUGAAACCCUAUGAAGUUAAGAACCAUGGAAAAGUCUUCCAGUAUUUCCUCAAUCUGGGAGCACAGACACUGUGCGAAAGCAUUUAAUCUCCCUAAAAUCAUUUUUUAAAUGAGAGCCAAUAUACUGGAGACAAACCCAAAUGGACACAAUUUGGGGAACACUUCCCAUAUAGAACUUCAUGUAUUUUGUUCAUGACACUUGUGGCACGACAGAAAUCAUUUUAUUGUUACAAACAUGGCUUUGUUUUUGCAAGUGCCUCUUCCAUGAUAGAGAUGCGAAGUGUCUUAAUUUCUAGUUCGUGUUGCUGAUAUGAACACUCAUGGUGCUCAGAGUCCUUUGUCCUCUACAUCUGUAGGACAUACACUUUGUUGUCUCAGACUUGAAGUAAUCACCUGGUUAUGUAAAACACAUUUCUUUUCCAUUACAAUGUCUUUUAGACUCAGGUUGAUAAGAACGUGUCUGUGGGAGGAGUGUGUGCGUACAACUUUACAUAAUUUUAGAAAAAAACUUGAAGUUCAUAUUCCAAAAAUUUCCUAAUCUGUGAUCAUCCCAUAAGACUUUUUGAUUGUUGAAAGUUCUUUUCUGUUGCUAAUACUAGAAUUUCCUGACUCUGAAUCACCUCUGUAUUUUCAGUCUUCAUUAUUGAAACACGUGUUUUCACAUAAGUUUUAUCCUUUUAUUGAGCAGAUGUUAAAUUUUUUAAGUUGUUUUUACCUCUUCUGAGAGUUAUUGUUGGUGUUUUUGGUUGAUUUUAUUCCAAUAUGACUUGGAAGAAUGUGCCUUUUGACCAUUGCUCAGGAUCGCUUGUUUUUUUUCCCCGCGGUCAAUGAUGGUGGUGGGAAUAUCUCUGAAGUGCUUUCUUCUUACCCUCAGGAGCCAAAGUCUGGCGUGCACAGUGCCAGUAAUAGCAGCCAGAACUCCUGCCAAAAUACAGCAUAACGUACAUUUUAGGCAUAGGAGCCUCUUCAGUUUUAUUGACAUUGGAUGUAACAACAUUUCAUGGUUUCCAUAAUAUUCCACAGUCCUGAGGUACCCCAGUAGCAUACCAGUUGGACUAGUGUUUGUGGUUUUACCCUUGGCAAAAGGAGAGAGUGUAACUCACCCUGUUGGGUUGGACAUCAAAUGGGAUAGCACUGCUGUCUCAGACCUUCAAAAGAAUUUGCAGGGUGCUUGGACGACUAGGUCAGUAGAUAGUGGAACUCUUAGUAUUGGCAUUGUGGGUUUGAGCCCCACAUUCUGUGUAGAGAUCAUGUAAAAUAAGUAAUCAUCAAAUAACAUCUUAAAAAGAGAAAGGAUUCCCAGAAGCACACCCAAGAUAAUGUUUACUACGUUCAUGCUUUUAAAAAUACCUACCAGUAAACUAUGAAAACAGUCUUUUUUCCUUAGAAGAGUGACCUGUAAUGUCACCGGGACUCAAAACAUGAUGUGUCUGCAUUAAGGAUGAGGGGUUUUGUCUGGAUCCCAGUGUGGUCUGGUUCCAAGAUCAGAUACCAUACGUGUUUAUCUUGAGUUUGAGCAAACCUUAAUUUUUUGAGACUUUAUGUCCCUUUAAAACUAAAAGUUUCAACAAGUAGAUGAUGCCUUCCAUUGAAAGGCAGAGAAUGAAAUUGUCUCCAUAGUGUGAUAAAGUAGAGACGCAGAAGAUUGUCCGCCAUCCAGAGCUGCCUUAGGGGUCCAUAGAAAGUACUGAAGACUCUGCGGUUCCCUGUGGCAUGACUGUCUGUGGGUAUUAUCCAAGUGAAAGCAAAAACUCACUACACUUACCAGCUGGAAUCCCAAUACAGUGCAUAGGUGAGUUACGAUGAAAAAUUCCCUCUAGUGGCAAUGGAUGUCAGUAGCCUGUGGGGUUAGAAACAACAGUGUGGAGGCAUGAACAUGCUACUUAUUGCUGAGAAGUCCUGGAUAGAUGUCCGUUGCCAACCAUUGGGUUUUCUCACCAGGAAAACAGUUUUACAUUGAGUAGAGCUGGGGGAUCAUGAGACGCUCACGCUUUUCAUCUUCUAUCAUGGGCUUGAUGCCCUGAAGUGCAUCUUUAUAGACUAUUGUCUUGUCUCAUUCUCCCAAGAGACUUUGAGAAAUACAGUUUUAUCUUUAUGAGGCAUACUGUGGGUUCUGCCAAUCUCAGCCGAACGCGUUGCCCAUAAAGAGCAAGGUAGCGGAUCCAGUAGGAACAGACCCCAUGGCGCCAUCAGAGACGGAACGUGCAGAAGAGGCCAGGAGGUCGUUCACUUCUCCUGGUUGAUGUUCUGCUCACUGCUGCCCAGUUCUGGAAUUAUGGGCCCAUUUUGAGGGAACCAGAUUCUGGCAUUUAUUUUUCUAAGGAAUGUCAGGUGCACACAUGAGUAGAGGAGAAGCAACAGCGGGGAAGAAGGUGAGUAUCUCUCCAAGGGCCCAGAAAAGAAGAGGCUGAGAGGCAGGAAGAGACCUGCGGAGAUGUUUUUAAGAGGGCCCACUGUUGGAGCUGUUUCAGUCCUUGUAGGCGGGGCUUUUGUGUGAGGGAGUUGGCCCCCAGGAGGGUAGUUCUGGUGUCAAGGGCAGAGACUCAUUCCCAAUGUGCAGAUGGUUCCACCAGUUGGUUAAAAGGGACCCCUGGGAACAGCCCCCAUAGUUCCUCAGAGCCCUGGUUUGGGAAUGCAGAGAAGGUUGGAAUGGCCAGCUGGAAGGCUACAGGUGCCUGCAGCCCUUAUGUGUGUAACCGGCUUUCUCCAGUAUCCUGGCUCUUUGUAGUAAUCACAGAAAGUACUGGUUUCAAAACUGUUUCACAUGUCGCACCUGAAAAUUGAGGGGAAAAAAAGAAAAGGGAGCCUGGGUGGCUCCUUGGGUUGGGCCUCUGCCUUCGGCUCAGGUCAUGAUCUCAGGGUCCUGGCAUGGAGUCCCACAUCGGGCUCUCUGCUCGUCAGGGAGCCUGCUUCCUCCUCUCUUGCUGCCUACUUGUGAUCUCUCUCUGUGAAAUAAAAAAAUUUUUUUUUCUUUAGAGACAGUUUGGAGUCAGUUUUAAUCUUCCUGAAAAGGCCCAUCAGGAUUUUGUGUGCAAGUCUGAAUUUUGUUCCACUCAGCAGGCUUGAGGGAAGAUGGUAGAAUUGCUCAGUAGUAUUUCCAGCAAGUGUUCUAGUGUCCCUGCAGACAACGUGCUGUUCCCUUAAUACUUCUUAAGAUGUUCCUAUCGGGCCAGAGUCACCCAGUGUUUGGCCUGGCCCUCACCAACAAUCAUGUGUAGUAAUUCCUGGAAAUAAAUUUGAAUAACUGUUCACCACACUCUGGGGAUCCUCAGCCACAUUGGGAAAUGCUAACUGUGGCUCAUGGUUCAGUCUCGAAUGCAGGGAACUGAGAUUACUUGGAACCCCAAAUGGGCCUGUUUUAACAUGUUCAGGAGAGGAAGGAUUGAGGAGAGAAUCUGAGGAAAAGGGACCUUCAGGGAAAGAAGGGGUGAGUUCACCGGAGAAGGGGAUGGGGCAGAGGGAAAAGAGGAGGAGGCCACUGGAGGCCUGGUCUGAACACCAGGUGGUGGUAGCUCUGGAGACAAAGAAGAUGGGGGAGGGACAAAGGAUCAAAAGCCAUUUUGAUGCCUUUCAGUGGCUCAUCUCUGUGAAUUCAGAAAUGGUGUUUUGCAGAGAAGCACCAUUAGGUCCUGAUAGCAUUUGGAAAUCUCCAAAAUAGCCAUUGAAGCAGGCAUUGGAUCUGGUUUUGACAGCUGUAGUCAUGGCUGUUAAAUUGGAUUUUGAUAAGGGUCAAUUUGGUGAGAUCAAAAGUUCCCCAUAAGGACCAUUGAUGUUCUAAGUUCUUGUGAAGUUAGUCCAUUUAGUUAGA
Lutra lutra (Eurasian river otter) is the source of this 6577-nucleotide messenger RNA. RefSeq names its product zinc finger protein 77-like. Bases 3 to 2585 code for a protein of 860 amino acids. Gene Ontology annotation, biological process: regulation of DNA-templated transcription. Lineage: Eukaryota; Metazoa; Chordata; Mammalia; Carnivora; Mustelidae. The transcript is spliced from 4 exons. The record is from RefSeq and is a predicted model, not a curated record.